Chroicocephalus ridibundus (black-headed gull) is the source of this 3048-nucleotide messenger RNA. RefSeq names its product ST8 alpha-N-acetyl-neuraminide alpha-2,8-sialyltransferase 6 (gene ST8SIA6). The coding region runs from base 228 to 1424 and encodes 398 amino acids. The record is from RefSeq and is a predicted model, not a curated record. Gene Ontology annotation, molecular function: alpha-N-acetylneuraminate alpha-2,8-sialyltransferase activity. Gene Ontology annotation, biological process: N-glycan processing; oligosaccharide metabolic process. NCBI's taxonomy places the organism in Eukaryota, Metazoa, Chordata, Aves, Charadriiformes, Laridae. The transcript has 9 exons.
GGGAAAGUUCGUCGGGAAGCCCGGCCUGCCUCUGCCCGGCCCCUCAGCGAGGCGGCCGCGGUGGGAGGGGGGCUGACGGCGGCGGCGCAGGGCUGCGGCCGCCGGAACGGGCGAGGGGCGGAGCGGAGAGACCCUGUGGCUGCCAUAACCGCCUCCCCCUCCCCGCAGCCUGCCUUAAAUACUAUGGGGCGGCCGUAGCUGCGGCGGGCGCCGCUGCCGAGCGCACCAUGCGGGCUGUCAUCGCCUUGGCCGCCGCGCUGGGUAGCCUGCUGCUGGGCGGCUGUCUGCUGCGCUUGGGCGGCCAGCAGCCCCUCCGCGCCAGGGGCUGGGAGGAGGACGCAGGAGCGGCGGCUGUCACGCCGAAAGUGGUGCGAGCCCUCAGGUCGCCCUCGCCCUCCCCUCCUCAGGCCGGGAACAGAACAACUGUUAAUAAAAAUGGAAUUUACCAGUUUGAACAGGCUUCAAAAUGUAAGGCAAUUCAGGACAACAUUUUGUCAUCAUCUAUCAAGAAGAAAAGAUAUGCAGAAGAUUAUUAUCUUCACAUAGUCAGAAAACUGCAGAACUGCACCUGGAUAAGGAGACCAGAAGAAUCUACAAAAUUCAGGUCAGAAUUAGCUUCCUGCUGUGAUGCAGUUCACAAUUUUAUUGCUUCUCAAAACAACACCCCACUGGGAAGUAACAUGAGUUACGAAGUGGACAGUAAAAAGACCAUCCUCAUUACAGAGGACAUUUUUAAGAUGCUGCCUGUGUCCUCUCCUCUUUCAGCCUAUCCCUUCAAGACCUGUGCCGUGGUUGGAAAUGGAGGCAUUCUGAAAAACUCCAGCUGCGGAGCUGAAAUCGAUCGUUCUGAUUUUGUGUUCAGGUGUAACCUCCCUCCAACCACGGGAAGCAUUAGCAAAGAUGUUGGCAAUAAAACAAACCUUGUGACUGUUAAUCCGAGUAUCAUAGCUCAGAAAUACAACAAACUAAAUGAAAAGAAGACAGAAUUUCUGGAGAACAUUGCAGUCUAUGGAGAUGCUUUCCUUUUACUACCAGCAUUUUCCUUCAGAAGCAACACGGCCACUUCUUUUAAAGUAUAUCACACUCUACAAGAGUUCAAAGCAACCCAAAGGGCAAUAUUUUUUCACCCCACCUAUCUGAAAAGUCUUGCCCAGUUCUGGAGAACUAAAGGUGUGAAAGCUUACCGGUUGUCAUCUGGUUUUAUGAUCACUAGUGCUGCUCUUGAGCUGUGUGAGAAUGUGAAGCUCUAUGGCUUCUGGCCUUUCUCAAAAUCCACAGAUAAGAUGCCAAUCAGCCACCACUAUUACGACAACCAGCUGCCUAAACCAGGUUUCCAUGCAAUGCCCAAAGAAUACAACCAGAUCCUUCAGCUUCACAGCAAAGGCAUUUUGAAGUUGCAGUUUGGUAAAUGUGAAUCAGACUAAAAAGGUCCAGUUCAGCUCCAAAUGAGGACAGUAAACUAGGUUCCAUGCUGCAAUCCCCAGAGUCCUGGUAGGGUGUGACUCUGCACACAUCCCUGCAAUCCCAGCUCUUUGUCUCGGCUGACAUAUGAGGUGGACCAUUCAUUAGAAAAAUUAUAGGUACCAAACCUAUAUUUCUUCUGUUUCUUUUUCACCUAGCAUAGCUUGUAUCAAUAUGUGACUACAGAUGAGGAAACUGCACUAAAUGAUAUUAGAAGAAUAUUCCUCUUGGAAUCAACCCCAAGCUUUUUUCCUAUACCAGGACAUAUGAGAAAAGAACCCACAUUCACUUAAUUUAAAACCCACGCAGUUCUUGUGCUUUAAGUUUCUUUGUGGUCCAGGAAUACCUGUGGAACAACAUCCUACGACAAGAGAAAGUGAAAUAUCAACCUGAAUCACAUUAACAUUUACAGGAGCUAUGACAAGCAGGUAUUGCCCUAGCUAUGGCUGCUUGUACGUUAUUGCUUAUAUAUUUUACUGCAGGAAAAGAAACCCAACAAGCAAACAAAAAAACCCAACCCAAUAAAAAAUUCAUAAUAACCAGUUUCUGUUAAAAGACCAGUUUCAGUGGGUUUUUUGAGAGUCUAUUGAAUGAUCAGUUCAAAUAUAGAGUGUCCUUAUCCAUCUUUUACAGUCAGAUACUAUUGGUUAUUUUAUUCACUAAAACUCCUUUUUCCACUGUAGCAUUAAAUCCCGAAUCAAGUGAUUUAAAGGGCAUUCAAUAUUCCACUCAUUGAGGAUUAUAUCUGCAAAAAAAUCCUACUUAAAUGAAUUGAACCUUAUAAAAUAAGGUUCAAAAAAACUUUUAAACUGAUACUUCAUAAGAGCACUUCUAUAUUGUUGUAAUAUUUGAAAGCUUACCUUGCAGCAGUUUUAUAAUCACAUAAAAAACACUGAAAGUAUUAGAGUCAAUCAUUAUGGUUCCAGGUCUGUUAGUUGAGACACAUUCAGCAUCUUGAUCCAUUUCCAAGAUAAUGAUAUCAGAAUCCAAUAUUCUCCUAUCCAAGCAAAAGUGUCCAUAAAUCCUGGCUGCAUAUAUCAGCAGUAAAGUCAGGUUUUGAAAAUAUGUUUUUUUUAAAAAUAGAUAGUGCUUUGCGGCAUUGAAUGACACCACUAAUACACGAGUGGACCUCUGAAUAUCAGCAGGGCUUUUAACAGAAACAAAGACAGAAUUGAGUCAAUGGCUACAUCUGCGUUACCAGCUGGUAACUGAAAGAGGCGAGCACAAGGGUUUGAUUUACUGUGAUCUGUUAUGGUUCCAGCACCAAACAUCUACAUUUUGUCUUCACCAGUAGUGAUAUUUGUGCCAGUUUCUGGCCACAGGCAUCUGCUGCUCAAGUGCGGAGAGCUGGCUGCUGCAAGACCCUGCAUCCAUGUUACAAGUGUUACGGGCGAUUGCCUACGGCAAGACCCUACUUAUAGAGCACAGACAAAUUGGCUCCCAAAAGAGCUCAUCCUGUGCCAUAAAUCACUCAUGUAGGCUGUCCCUGAGUGUUUGUAGCUGGAAGCUGUGCAAAGUGAUGUCAUCGUUCGUUGGGUGAUGCAAACAGCCUGGGUUGAGGAGAACCACGUCAUAUUUCAUCCAGAG